AUGUGAACCUACUCAUCAAUUUCUAAUUAAUGCUGGGUUUCUUGCUGCUUCCAUCUCAGCUCAGAUUUCGCAGAAGGAUCGCGAUAGUGUUAUCGAAAAAUUGAGGCAAAAUAAAUUGAAAGUUCUUGUUUCAACGGACCUGAUAGCACGUGGAAUAGAUGCAUCAAAUGUCAAUCUGGUCGUUAAUCUUGAAACAGCAAUCAAUGCAGAGACAUAUUUUCAUCGAAUUGGAAGAGCAGCGCGAUACGGUGGUUAUGGAGCAGCGGUCACCAUAAUUGCUGACUCGCGUGAAUUUAAUCGCUUUAAAGCAAUGGUGGCAAGAGGUGGGGUCAGCGUCCGAAUGAUGGACUUAGAUGACAUCCCGGCAAAUCUGACCACGAAUCAGUCUUACUUUCAACGUUGUCCCGUAUUCUCACCUUCCCAGGCUGACAACUUCAACUUUCAUCCGAGAAAGGAUAAUGAGAACAAUUUGAAUCAUAAGUCGAAGUUAUCUCCUGAGCGUGACACCUUUCCAGAUAGAAAUGGUUCUCCCUCAAAUAACACUGUCUACAAUCGACAAACUCUCAUGGAAAUAGCAGGAUCCAACAAUCAUACGUUAGAUCCAUCUCUGUUGGAUCAUUUCAAAAAAAUCGAAAUUAGCCGAGAUCUGUCAUCAGCGAAAACCGAUUACGAAAAUGAAGCGGCUGAGCUAGAUCGUCAACUUUCGAUACAGAAGAACAGUGUACCAGCUUCCCAAACGUUACAUCCUCUCAAGUAUAAGUUUAUACCAUCCCGUGAUAAGGCCAGGAAGAAGUUUUAUCUGCGUGGAGAGCUAUUAUCUAUCAGAGAUGCUAUGCCGAAGGAGUCGUGGAGAACAUACGCUUUAUCUAAGUGA
This is a messenger RNA of Strongylus vulgaris, 874 nucleotides long. Lineage: Eukaryota; Metazoa; Nematoda; Chromadorea; Rhabditida; Strongylidae. The record is from the annotation of a GenBank genome assembly.